AACCAGCCCCGCUUUCAGCGCUCUGUUUUGAAACCUUCCCACCACCGGAUAUAUCCUCCAUAAUUCCCAUCCACCACUUUGUUGGAUUCCGGCAACAACUCGACUCGAUCUAACAAAAAAAAUAGCAAGGAGAGACAAGAACAAUUACACAAAACUCUGAAAACAUUGUCGGUCGCACCGCGGAACAAAGAUCAUUGUCUCUUUUUCUUCACCUUCGAUGGAGGAAAAGAAAGGAGAUGCUAGAGUCUCUGUCAUCUCCGGUCUCUUCUUCGUCUGCAUUAUCGCCGGCGGAGUAUUUCUUUUCCUUUACAUGCUUCUACCCGAAGAAAAAACCCAACCAUGGUACCCCUUUGCAGGAAUGGUGCUUGUGGCUAUUCCAUGGGCAUUUUGGAUCAUGACAUGUCUCUACAGAUGCUUUAGGCCCGCCGGGGCCAUGCAUACCGGGGACAGCGGUCGCUAUGCCAAAGCAGGCAGCAGCCGGGUAGCCACCAUCCCCACCACGAGCGGCGCAUUGACAGUUGGCAAUGCUUCAUCAGCUGCGGACUCCUCUGUUCAUUCACCUAAUGGUGACCGAAGGGUGCAGUUUGCCGGGGUGGUUGUAAUGGGGAACGAAGAUGAGGGUGGACGCAGAGGCCAGAACGGAAACGACAACCAUUAUCAAGCCAUAGACAUGGAACAUCACAAUACAAUCAAUGAUUCAGUUGGUUCUACGGAUAGUGAAAUGCCGUUGAGAUUAAUGGUUUGAUUUCUUUUUAUAAUAGUAUGGAUGUUGCCAAGUAGCGCUGUUCUGGUAAUCGAUAUAUAUCUCCGCCCUCCAGCGAAUGGACUAGUCUCGUGGCAACUGCCAUGGAAUGGCAAGAAUCAUAUGCAACUACGUAUAACAUCCUUCUCUUGCCACGGGGAACGAAAGCUCAAGGACGAUUAUGUAUAUGGGGAGGUGAGUUUGGAGUUUAUUCUUGGUGUGAGUGUGACCGUGUUAAUGUUGUCUGAAGAAAGCAGGAAAAUAUUUUAGAGGUAAACUGGAACCAUGUAAAGUCUUUCCCAACAAUGAUCAUACAUGUAGUUUGAUGCUAGAAAGUGAACUAACUAAAGAGGAAAGGUUUUCUUUGUUGUACUUUGAUUUUCUUUAGCUUAA
Pyrus x bretschneideri (Chinese white pear) is the source of this 1135-nucleotide messenger RNA. RefSeq lists its product as uncharacterized. The transcript has a single exon. The coding region runs from base 218 to 745 and encodes 175 amino acids. Lineage: Eukaryota; Viridiplantae; Streptophyta; Magnoliopsida; Rosales; Rosaceae. The record is from RefSeq and is a predicted model, not a curated record.